CCUUCUUGACACACCUUUUGUUGUCUCGCCGAGCUACGAGCAGCUAACGGUUGCUAGCGAGCAUCACCCGCGCUGACUCCCCAACAGCGGCGAACUGAAGUCGGGCAGAAGAGUUAACGGUUAGCCGAGGGAGCCGAGAAGAAGUGACACGCUGCCAGGAUGAGUGGAGAUGAACUGAACCCAGCUGCUGUGGCUCGGCCGGUGGAGGAUGUUCAAGGAGAUGCACGGUGGAUAUCACAGCAUACAAAAUUUGUACAGGAGUGUAAGGACGGUGAACCAGAUGUGCUUUUUGUGGGGGAUUCUAUGGUUCAACUAAUGCAGCAGUAUGAGGUCUGGAGGGAGUUGUUCUCUCCUCUCCAUGCGCUCAACUUUGGCAUCGCGGGGGACACCACCUGUAAUGUGCUGUGGAGGCUGCAGAAUGGAGAGCUGGAAAACAUCCGUCCCAAGGUGGUGGUGUUGUGGGUAGGAACCAAUAAUUACGAACACACAGCAGAGCAGGUCGCAGGAGGGAUUCUUGCCAUCGCACAACUUCUCACCUCUCGCCUCCCAAAGGCAAAGAUAGUCGUACUGGGUUUGUUACCUCGAGGCGAGCGGCCCAACCCGCUGAGGGAGAAGAACGCUGCUGUUAACGGGUUCCUCCGCUCCUGGCUGCCGCGGUUGGGUCAGGCUCAGUUCCUGGAUGUGAGCGGUCAGUUCGUCCACUCCGACGGAACCAUCAGCGCGCAGGAUAUGUUCGACUUCCUCCACCUGACGUCGACAGGCUACCGCACCAUGGCCAAGCCCCUCAGCGACCUGCUGCUUCAGAUACUGGAGGAGACGCCAGAGGAGAGACGGGCGUCGCUGGUUUGAAGGCCGUGGCCGAGAGGCGCUUUUAUCCAGAGGCAUGUCUCACCUGCUGCUGUGGGCGAGACCUGCCGCUGGUACCUGGAGGAGGAAGGGCUCACUCCUUAGGGCGACGAGGUACCCUGAUGUGAGGGAGCCCACUUGGGGUGUGGGAUCACAUUCAUGAGUGGAGGGUUGGGUGUGGAGAGGUGCUGCAGAGGGAGAGAGACCUCACUACAAACAUAGACACUGUGACUGCAGUAGUAAACGCUAUUGCGAGAAGGAUUCAACAAGGUCAGACUACUCUGAAUCAUAGACAGGUGUAAUGGAAUCAUGUGGGACUGCAGUGGCACACACACACACAGACUAAUCUUGGCCGGUGGAUAAAACGAGUGUUUCCCUCUAACACAAUCAAAUUUCUUCCUCGGUGUUUCGACGUCCACUACACAGUUUGCUGCACUUAAAAUUGGCAGAACAUUAUCCAACAUUAAACAAUGUUAUCACCUCUUCUACAAAACACAAGUAAUUGUACAAAAAGGAAAAACAUGAGGAGUCAUCUGUAGUGUGACAUCUUUUCAACGAGCCACAAAUCAAAGAUAUUGGGGUGCACUGCUGCAGAGGGUAAACUGCUGAAACGUACUCUAUGUAUAGCAAAAUAACCUGCAAACAGCGUAUUAAAUGAUAGACGCAAACGUACAACCAUAGUUUUAGUUCACUAGUUUGUCUUUGUGGACUACUUCAUGUAAUUGGUCAAACAAGAAACACAUAUCCUAAUCAAUGUUCACAUCUUUUAAUCAAUAUUAAAUGCAGCCUGUAAACAGACCACACACAGAGCAGACCACAGUUUAAAUCCUGAUGUUGCCGUUCGCUGCAUGCAUCUUUUAAGGCCAGCCUCAGCUUCGUAGUACAAAAGCUUCUGUAUUUAAUUCCACACAAUCAGCCUAUAUCAUGUAUUCAUGCAUAUCCAUUAGUGAUGCUAAUGCUGCUGAAUCUAAUCGUCCGAUAAGCUAGAGGUCUUCCAAACGCGUUCAACCACGCUGCUUCGGUGCAAAGCUUCUGUCCCAUCCAGCAAAUGUAUUUACAUUGUAUUUGUAGAUUUGCAUUUUACAGUUUGGGUCCAAAAUAAUCCAGUGACACUUAUCUAAUAUUGAUCUGAUGGACUACUUAAAUGCCAUCUGGAUUGAAGAACGUAUUUAAUUAGAAAUAAUUGCUCCCGAGCAACAGUGCGCUUGACCUUUUUUUUAGCAGCAAAGAAAAAUGGAGCAAACCAGUGUUUGUCAUGAUAGCUGCAGUCCUGCUUUCUUCUUGCAUUAGUUACUUUUAAAGUUCCUACAGAUCAAUGUGCCUCAGUUGCUUUCUACGCGUCACACUGAACUCUAAAACUGUGACUGGCACAGGCUCUCUCUCCCUCUCCCUCCAUGAACAUAUUGUAUUUUCUCUAAGAAGCACUUCUUUGUUUGACUUCUCACCUCCUCUCUUAAUUUCUGACCCUGUCGUACUUGUAUUUGACUCUCACCCAGCCCCGCCGCCCUGAAUGCCUCACUUCUCUACAUGGUAUGGAUACUGAAUAUUUUCUAGGAAUAAAGCGUAGCCACACGGUGAAGCUAUACUGAACACAGCUAUACUGAAUAUUAUCACGCUAAAUGCUAGAAAGCAAUCACAGGUCAUGUAAAGAAAACCAUUCGUCUGUGAGCUUAUACUGUAGCUGUCUGUACAUGGCUCAGUUCAGAGAGUCUCUUGUCGAGCAUCGAGUUAUCCAACAUUACUGCUGUCUUAAGCUCUGCACAUUUGCGUGAUGUGUUAAAUAUGAAUAGUGUAUGUGUGUGUGCCUUAAGUGUUGAUGAGGACGGUUGUGUACAGUAUGUCUGGUACUGGACUGUGGAAGUUGGACGUGUGAGUGUCUAGAAGUGACCCCGGGUGUAUAUAGGGCAUGACUGAGGAGGGGGGUCGCGUUUGUGGGAGUCUGUGUUUGCUGUGAUACAGUAUUUGCACUGUUUUGGCUCGUUGUCAUGUUAUUGAGGUAAAGCAUUCCAAAUAAAAAAAAAACCAUGAACUAA
Molecule: messenger RNA, 2879 nt
Organism: Acanthochromis polyacanthus (spiny chromis)
Lineage: Eukaryota; Metazoa; Chordata; Actinopteri; Pomacentridae
Gene: pafah1b2
Product: platelet-activating factor acetylhydrolase 1b, catalytic subunit 2
Exons: 6
Coding region: 160-849 (229 amino acids)
Source: RefSeq, a predicted model, not a curated record